This is a messenger RNA of Aspergillus glaucus CBS 516.65, 690 nucleotides long. Its product is annotated as SIMPL domain-containing protein. The coding region runs from base 1 to 690 and encodes 229 amino acids. Lineage: Eukaryota; Fungi; Ascomycota; Eurotiomycetes; Eurotiales; Aspergillaceae. The record is from RefSeq and is a predicted model, not a curated record. The transcript has a single exon. Gene Ontology annotation, biological process: DNA damage response. Gene Ontology annotation, cellular component: external side of plasma membrane.
AUGGCUGUCACCAUCAACGUCACCGGUACCUCUACAAUCUACCACCACCCAGACCAAGCCGUGUUGUCCGUCCACAUCCAAUCCGACGGCCCCUCGCGCAACCUGGUGUCCAGUUAUGUAACCACCCGAUCAAACCUCCUCCAGCGUCAUCUGCGAGACUUCGCACCCCGCAAUUCCUCCGGACAAAUACCCAUGGAAGCGCCCGUGUCGAACAUCGCGAUCGGAUCCGAGCGCAGUUGGUCGACAGUCCCGCGCGACCGCAACGGUCACCCGCUGGACCGGGUCUACCACGCCUCUACGGACGUGGAAAUCACAUUCCGCAAUUUCACAAAGUUGGGAAAGAUCGCGAAGCGACUAAUCACGGAGGAGGAUGUCGAGGUCUCAAAAAUUGUCUGGCAGUUGACCAAGGAUACUAGAGAGGUGUUGGGGGUGGAAUCGCGGAAACAAGCAAUGAAAGAUGCGAUUCGUCGGGCGCAGGACUAUGCCACUGUCAUUGGGAAGGAAGUCGAGCCGAUGCUGAUCACGGACCGCGAGUCAAAAUCGACUAUUGGGACGGCCAAGUGCAUGGUUGUGAAUGCGAAGAUAGGGGUUGGGGAAGAAGAUUCGCUGGAUUUGGCGCCGCCGGAUAUCGAAUUCCACUGCUCGGUUGAGGUGCAGUUUCGAAGUGCUGCGAGUAGGAAAUGUGAUUGA